Molecule: messenger RNA, 1338 nt
Organism: Tachysurus fulvidraco (yellow catfish)
Lineage: Eukaryota; Metazoa; Chordata; Actinopteri; Siluriformes; Bagridae
Product: heat shock transcription factor-like
Exons: 5
Coding region: 142-1191 (349 amino acids)
Biological process (GO): regulation of DNA-templated transcription
Molecular function (GO): DNA-binding transcription factor activity; sequence-specific DNA binding
Source: RefSeq, a predicted model, not a curated record
CCAAGCGCGCACUUAUUCAGUAUUUCGGAAUGACGUCAUCAAUAUUCUGCUCGUCCACCUGUUUACAUUUAAGUUUAAACUCCAGGAGUCCGCGAGUUUCUGUAUAAACGCUUUACACGGAUCUUACAAACGCUUCUGAAAAUGAGCGGAAACGUCGAUUCAACAUUAGAAGCCGAGAUAUCAGCUGGGAUGGAAGUCCAGAUCAACCGAAGAAACUUUCCCAUCAACUUGUGGAAUUUGGUGAAUGAUCCUCAGAUUUGUUCAAUCUGCUGGGAUGACAGUGGGGAAGGAAUCCUGAUCUGUCCAGAGUCCUUCAAAGCUGAAGUGCUGUCUAAAGCCAACAAGGAGAAGAUCUUCAGAACUACUAAUUUCAUCAGUUUUGUUCGUCAGCUAAACCUGUAUGGCUUCAGAAAAGUUUGCCCAGACUAUAAGAUCUCGUUGAAGCAAGUCGGCUUCAUACAGCACUUUUACAACCCGAACUUCAAACGGGCAAACCCGGAGCUUCUGGCAAAGCUACAGAGACUCACACCUUCCAACAGGGCCAAGCUUACCACUGGGCAAGAUGUCUCCAACCACCCAAGUACUUUUCAUCCAGUGCUGAAUUCACCCGACAUCUCUGCUGUGGUCGGGAAUCAUAGCUGUAUCCCAGGAGCUUUGGAUCCCAACAUGCCCUGCUCCCAACAAGAAGUUGCCUCCUCCACUCAUUGUGGCUAUUAUCCUAACCACUUAUUGUCCAGGACUCAUUUAGCCACCUCCAGUACACUGGCCAGGAUCCUAACUGUGAAUCAGCUGAUGUCCAGGACUCAUUUAGCCACCUCCAGUACACUGGCCAGGAUCCAAACUGUGAAUCAGCUGAUGUCCAGGACGACUCAUUUAGCCACCUCCAGUACACUGGCCAGGAUCCUAACUGGGAAUCAGCUGAUGUCCAGGACGACACAUUUAGCCACCUCCAGUACACUGGCCAGGAUCCAAACUGUGAAUCAGCUGAUGUCCAGGACGACUCAUUUAGCCACCUUCUGUACACUGGCCAGGAUCCAAACUGUGAAUCAGCUGAUGUCCAGGACGACACAUUUAGCCACCUCCAGUACACUGGCCAGGAUCCAAACUGGGAAUCAGCUGAUGUCCAGGACGACUCAUUUAGCCACCUUCUGUACACUGGCCAGGAUCCAGAUCCCAGGAAGAGUCACAUGAACCUGGACACUGUAUUCGAUGCAGAAGAUGCAAUGGAGGCUGCUGAUUUCUUCACUCUGCUUGACUUAUGAAGACAGUUAAAUAUCAUUAAUUAUUUAUAUUAUGUUUAUUUAUUUGUAUUUAUUAAAUAUUUCUAAUCAUUACGCC